Messenger RNA from Naegleria gruberi, 1854 nucleotides. RefSeq lists its product as uncharacterized. The record is from RefSeq and is a predicted model, not a curated record. Lineage: Eukaryota; Heterolobosea; Eutetramitea; Acrasida; Naegleriidae. Bases 1 to 1854 code for a protein of 617 amino acids. The transcript has a single exon.
AUGAAUUAUCCUAAGGAAGAUGAAGAAACAUUCAACAAGUAUGAAUAUUCGGAGGGAAAUGAUUUAGCAAAUUUAUUUAAAUACAUUGCAUUUGAAUUGAGUUCUGUUCAAUUUGAAGAUUUUAAUGCAUCAAGUUAUGUAUUUGAAGAUUUGGCAACAAUUUUAUUAAGAGAUUAUUUAGAUGAAAGUUCAUUGAAAAAAUGUCCUCCACUGAUCAAGUUUAAAUCUCAAGUUCCUUAUUGGAUUUUCUACACAAUUUUUAUUAGUUAUAAAGUAGGGCCAUGUGUAUUAUCAGUAGAGAAGAGAUUCUUGACUUUAUUAAUAUUUUUAAGUCAUUUUGAUGAAAAGUAUUGGAAACAUUCAUCUUUGGAAUGUCCUAUUUGGGGAGAGAAGGAGUGUGAAUUAUUUAAAGGAUUUUGUUCUGACGCAUUUAUUACAAACAAUGAAAUGCAUGAUCGUACAAUUAUAUUUGAUAGUUAUGAACUCUUUAGAUUAUUAUAUAAGAGGGCUAGUAUUGAAGAUAGAUUCGUAAUGUUAUUCUUGAUAGGUUUUAUGGGAUCUUCAGCUAAACAUUUUACUUUAGAAUUAGAUAGACUUGUAAAUAUGGAAAAAUGUGAAUUAAGAACUCAAGAAUUCAAAAAAUUAUUUACCAUUGCAAAUUUAAGAGGAUCAAAUGAAGGAAUUAAUAUUAUAGAUCUUGAAUAUAUUAUUAGUGAUGAAUAUGAAACAUUAGAAGUUAGAGAAAUGGCAUUAAAUCAUAUGAAAAGAUAUCAUCUUCAAUUAGAAGAAUUGGUCUUCCUUCUAAAUCUAAUAUGUAAGAAUGCGCCAAGAUCUAUUCAGAAAAUUGCAUUUGCACUUGGUCAAAAUAGUGAUUUACUGGCUGAAGUAAACAGAGUAGUAGUAAGUUAUGACGACGAGGGUGACUCUCUGUUUAGUUUAGUAUUGCAAGUUGGUAACUGUUUUGCGAUUGAAGAUAAGACUGAUGCAAUAUCUCUAGUGAGUUACGUUCAUCUUCAUUUGGAAUCUUUAUACCUCUUUUCAAAAGAUUUCAGUAGAAUAUUGUUUCGUAUUUUAGAUUUUGUUCAUGAAUUUAACAAUGAUGAACUUGAAUCAAUUUCAAUGACAUUGUCUAACUUGACAUCAAACUCAUUUAGUGCUUCAAAAUUUACCCCUAAACUUAUGGAACAACUUGAAAAGAUGGAACCAAUAUAUUGGGGAGGUUUCGGUUCUUGGUUAUUUGAUGAAUAUCAAUAUUUAUGUGAAAAAGAAAAACCAAAAUAUAUUGAUAUCAAGAAAAAGUAUUUAAACUUCUUUCAUCUAUAUCUCAAAUCAACGGACAAUUAUACAAGUUCACCAAUCAUAUCAAAAAUUAUAUUACAUGGAAUUUAUUAUGAUAUUGAAAGAAUUGAUCCAAAUUUACAAAAUUAUGAAUACUUUUUCAAUUAUGCAAAUAAUAAUAUUUCACAAAAGAAUGCAAAAAUUUUAAUUGCCCUAGUUGCUGAAUAUAUACGUAUGGGUUACAAUAUUCCUAAUUUGGAUAAAUUAUUAACAAAUAUUCAAGAAUAUAUGAAAUUUGUAUCAAUAGAAAAGAGAUCUUAUUUACUUGGACUUGUUAGUUUAUUAGAUUUUGAAAAAUCUUUAGAGUUCACGAAUUUGUUACCAUAUAUUCCUGUAAUCAGCUUUAAAAAACCAUAUCAUAGCAUUAUUCAAUAUGGAUUAUUAAAUCUUAUUGAGCAUAUAUUAGAUGAUCCAAAUGCUCCUAAAAUACGAAUUAGCAUUUAUAAUUCUACUAUUAUUGAAAAUCAUUAUUUAAGAACAAUUUACAAGAGAAUUUGUGAAAAAAAUGACGUAUAA